Messenger RNA from Purpureocillium takamizusanense, 765 nucleotides. RefSeq lists its product as uncharacterized. The record is from RefSeq and is a predicted model, not a curated record. The transcript has a single exon. Lineage: Eukaryota; Fungi; Ascomycota; Sordariomycetes; Hypocreales; Ophiocordycipitaceae. Bases 1 to 765 code for a protein of 254 amino acids. Gene Ontology annotation, molecular function: protein binding.
AUGACGAACGCAAGCAUCUUCGUCGACAAGGAGGACAAAAGAGUGGCGCCUGCCAUCGCCGCCCUUCGCGCUGGCGAUGUCGAUGCUCUCACAGCCUGCCUCACUGCGGAUCCAGCGCUCGCAUCCGUUCAUGUCGGCUCCCCAACUGAGGCCCGUACCCUUCUUCACAUCCUUGCCGACUGGCCAGGGUAUCUACCCCAAGCACCCGACACGGCUCGGGCGCUCAUCGCAGCCGGUGCAGACGUGAACGCACCCUUCAUCGGCGAUGCCCAUUCCGAGACCCCCCUUCAUUGGGCCGCGAGCAACGACGACGUGGCGCUCCUCGAUACAUUGCUGGACGCUGGAGCGGACAUCGAUGCUCCGGGCGGCGUCAUUGCCGAGACGCCUCUGGCGGAUGCGCGGGCGUUCAUGCAGCUCAAGACGGCGCACAGGCUUGUCGAGCGCGGCGCCCGGGUCACGCUGCAGGACGCCGCAACUCUGGGCUUGCAGGACCGUGUGGAGGAAGCGGUCCCGGGGUCGCCGGCGGGCCGACCGUCACAAGAGGACAUCAACUGCGCGCUAUGGAACGCGUGCCACGGAGGUCAGCUCAAGACGGCCCAGUACCUCCAUUCACACGGAGGGGCAGAAGCGGUCAACUUUGUCCCGCCUUGGGAGAAACUCACGCCCCUUGACGCAGCGCGACGGACCGGUGCAGCUGAUGUGACAUUCUGGCUGGAAAGCCUCGGAGCUCAAGCCCUGGAGUCGUUGGUAGCCCAUUCGGAUUGA